Molecule: messenger RNA, 2134 nt
Organism: Halichondria panicea
Lineage: Eukaryota; Metazoa; Porifera; Demospongiae; Suberitida; Halichondriidae
Product: tRNA-specific adenosine deaminase 1-like
Exons: 9
Coding region: 1-1854 (617 amino acids)
Biological process (GO): tRNA processing
Molecular function (GO): tRNA-specific adenosine deaminase activity; RNA binding
Source: RefSeq, a predicted model, not a curated record
AUGAAACCUGAUGAAAUGUUCCAAAAGCAGUGCACUGGAUUUUCGACUGGGCGAAGGUUUGUGAGGGUCAAAGGUCACAUUGAUCUCUGCACUCGAACAAGAUUGCAUAUGACAGUAGACCUAUACAUAGUCGAGAUGCUGCGUUCUCUCUGUGCCAGCUGUCCAACGUAUUUAUGGGAACCUGAUUUUCCCGUUGAUGUCUUGGAGACUAGCCUGAAGCAGUAUUGUGACCUACCAAGGAGGGGAAAACCCGAGAGUAAACAAGAGUGGACCCCUCUUGCUGCCAUUCUCUGUCACCACAAGGGUGACAGUACAGGUGGUAAAAAUGCUCUUAAAGUGGUGGCACUAGGAACAGGGUCAAAAUGCAUUGGACAAAGCAAAAUGAGUGAAGAAGGAUGGGUUCUUAAUGACAGUCAUGCUGAAAUCGUUGCCCGAAGAGCUUUUGUCAGAUACCUGCUGUAUCAGUUGAGGGAAGCGAUUAUAGGAAAAGACUCCAUCUUUGAGCCAUUUAAAAAUAACACGUACAGGCUGAAAGAAGGUCUGACGUAUCAUUUUUUCACAAGCCAGAUUCCAUGUGGCGAUGCUUGUAUUUUCCCUCAAGAAAUACAACAUAGCCUGAAAAAAAGAAAACGAAAAUCUUCAAUUGAACACGGAUCACAUCCUAUUGACAAUCAUCCCGAGAUAAUUGAUAGUUCAGAAUCUGAACCCAGUACUAAAAAAUUGGACUUGGAACCAUCUACAAUCAUGGACCAACAAUCUGACCUUAAACCUGAUCACGCCUCACAUGCUACCCUUCAGUCUACUACUGUUGACCUUUCGUGUUACAAACCUCCCUAUCUUGAUAGUAACCUCAGCACCCAGGAGAAUAUCGAGUACAAAGAGAAAGCAGAUUCAGCGUGCCAGAACUUUCCCGAGAGGAUGUGUAUUGUUAAAACACAUUGUAUUGAAAGGCAUUGUAUUGACAGGUGUACAACUGAAACUACAAUGACAAUUGACCUCCCACAUAAGGCACUUGACACAUCACUGAAUGUCACACCUGUGGGCAUUGUGUAUGAUGAUAUUCAUAGAACUGGAGCAAAAUGUGUAAAGAGUGGGCCACAAGACAAGAAACUACCUGGAUUAGGUUACCACCAAAGUGGACUGCUACGUACGAAACCUGGACGGGGUGAUCCAACCCUUUCCAUGUCAUGCAGUGACAAGAUGAUGCGAUGGAACGUGUUGGGGGUGCAGGGAGCAGCCCUCUCUCAUUUCCUUGCCCAUCCAAUCUAUUUUGCGAGUGUGGUUGUUUGCGGAGAACGGCUUAAUUUUGAAGCACUACACAGAGCAUUGUGUGGGAGGUUAGCACAAUUUGAAGUAGACAAGAGCGUAAGGGAACAUGGAUUCCAUGUGCAUUGUCCAAGAUUAUUUCAUUGUGAGACUAUUCCCAGCUGUGUAAAACUGAGGAAAGUCUAUACUGAAGUGACAUCAACAGCGGAGCGAAAACUAUCCCCAUUAGCCAUCUCUUGGAGCGUGGAACCUGUUACGCUUGAGGUUGUUGUCCAGGGCCUAAGGCAAGGGGUUAAUGCAAGGAAAACAGCUGGAAAAAGUGCGAGCGUGACAAUCAGUAAACAUAAUCUCUUCAAUGAAAUUAUGGACCUGUUGUUGUCACUCCCAAAAGAUAUGCGUCCACUAACUUUAAGGGAGGAAUAUAAGGACUACCGCUCGCUAAAAAUAGCCGCAACUAGCUAUUGGAAAAGUCGAAGCUCAUUUCUAAAGCAGUUUCCCGACUGGCUCGUUACUGAUGGCAAGUAUGAACUGUUUUCCCAUGAUAUGGAUAAACCAUCUUCAAGAUCACUGAGAACAAAUUGUAUAUAAUUUUCCCCACGUUCAUAAUAAUUAUAAGAAUGCACUGUUUAAUUUUGUAUUGUGUAAAAAUUGCUGGCAAAGCUGUUUGUUAACCACAUCCUGAAAUGGGCAUGCACACUUGGGUAUAAAAAGCCUUGCUCUAGGCUAGUAUCUAUCUCCUCAAUUUUUUCAAGCAAGAAUAGACAGACCACAAGAAGAAAUUCAAGAUGAAGACUCUGCUAUUGUUGGUUGCAUUGGUGAUCGGGUUGUGUUCAGCGGACCAAUGUGUGGACAUCCCAUCUGACAUGAA